Messenger RNA from Entamoeba dispar SAW760, 768 nucleotides. RefSeq lists its product as uncharacterized. The transcript has 2 exons. NCBI's taxonomy places the organism in Eukaryota, Evosea, Mastigamoebida, Endamoebidae. The record is from RefSeq and is a predicted model, not a curated record. Bases 1 to 768 code for a protein of 255 amino acids.
AUGAACACAGAUUAUAGUGGAAUUCAUAAUUUAAAUAAUAACAAUGAUGGGACAAACAAUGACUGUGGAAACAUAAAACCAUUUAAAAGUUCUUUUAUUAUUAAAGCAAAUUCAAUAACAGGAAAACCAACAAAAGACCUUGAGUUCAAUAAUAUUGAAAUGUCUCAAUCACGAAUCAGUGAUGUAAAAAAAGCAAUUCAAAGAUUUCACUCUCUUCAUCCAAAAAUUUCUUGUAUUGAAAUUAGAAAAGAUGAUGACCCUAAUCAAAUCCCUAUUGAUGACAAUACUUAUUUAUAUACUCUUGGUGAUUUUGAAUACCUUUAUGCUACAUUUACAACUCCUUUAAGUAUUAAUGAAAAUCUUUCAUUACUCAUUCAUGUUAGGUGCUUAAAAAAAAUUGUUACAAUUCAUUUCACUUUUGAUCGUCAACACAGCUCCAAAUUUAAACCUUUACUUACUUUCUUUUUAUCAUUAUAUCCCUAUUGGAAUCCUUAUGACCCUCAACACAAUACUAUUAUUGAUGAAACAGAAACCAAUAAAACAGAACAACAAAACCAUCAAGAAAUGGAUCCCAACGCUCGUGCUAUAAAUGAAAAUAAUGAGAAUGAAGUUAAUGAUAUUGUUAAUGACAGUGAUAAUGAAAUUAGUGGUGUUGUUAAUAGAAGUAAUAAUGAAAUUAAUGGUAUGGACAAUAAUUUUAUAGUUGACAAUGAAGGUAAUAAUCAAGAACAAGAAAAAACUGAUAAUCAGUUUGUAGCUCAAAAUUAA